Grammomys surdaster is the source of this 5367-nucleotide messenger RNA. It is a transcript of the gene Ncapg2, whose product is annotated as non-SMC condensin II complex subunit G2. The transcript has 28 exons. Lineage: Eukaryota; Metazoa; Chordata; Mammalia; Rodentia; Muridae. Bases 69 to 3488 code for a protein of 1139 amino acids. Gene Ontology annotation, biological process: mitotic sister chromatid segregation. Gene Ontology annotation, cellular component: condensin complex; nucleus. The record is from RefSeq and is a predicted model, not a curated record.
UGGGUCUGCGGUGAGCUGAGCGCUGCGCGGGUUGUAAGGCAAGCUCCCUUAGAACAGUCACAUCCGCCAUGGAAAAACGCGAGGCGUUCAUCCAAGCAGUAUCUAAGAAGUUGGUUGAAGAGUUUCUGCAGUUUCUUCAGUUUGAUAAAGAUCCUUCUGAUCCUUUCAGCUUAAGUGAGUUACUAGAUGAAUUAUCAAGGAAACAGAAAGAAGAAUUAUGGCAAAGGCUGAAGGACUUACUAACAGAAACAUUGCUGGAAAGCCCUGUGGAUGUGUGGCAGACAGUGCAAGUCCAGGGUGCAGACGCUAUGGAAUCAGAGCACAUUCCAAAGAUGAAAAAGAGCAUAGAAAUAACACACGCAAUUGUGACUGUAAUUCUUGCUUCUGUAUCUAUAAUAAACGAGCAUGAGAACUAUGGAGCCCUCCUGGAGUGUGCGGUUAUAUUGAAUGGUAUUUUAUAUGCAUUACCUGAAUCUGAACAGAAACUCCAGAACUCUAUUCAGGAUCUGUGUGUCAAAUGGUGGGAAAGGGGCCUUCCUGCCAAGGAGGAUAUGGGAAAGACUGCAUUUGUCAUGCUGCUGAGGAGGAGUCUGGAGACCAAAACAGGCGCGGAUCUGUGUCGGCUGUGGGGCAUCCACCAGGCUUUGUGCUGCUUUGAUUAUGAGUUGGAGGAAAGUAGAGACAUUAAAGAUAUGCUACUUGAGUGCUUCAUAAAUGUUAAUUACAUCAAGAAGGAAAAGGGAAGAAGAUUUCUUAGUUUUCUCUUUAGUUGGAAUAUAGACUUUAUUAAAAUGAUCCAUGAGACCAUUAAAAAUCAGUUAUCUGGAUUACAAAAGUCUUUGAUGGUACACAUUGCAGAAAUCUAUUUCAGAGCUUGGAAAAAGGCUUCGGGGAAAAUGUUGGAGACCAUUGAAAACUACUGCAUCCAGGACUUCAUGUUCCACGGCAUCCACCUUCCCAGGAGGUCUCCAGUGCACUCCAAAGUCCGAGAGGUGCUGAGUUACUUUCACCAACAGAAAGUCCGUCAGGGAGUGGAGGAGAUGCUUUAUAGGUUAUAUAAGCCCAUCCUGUGGAGAGGACUAAAGGCCAGAAAUUCUGAAGUUCGAGCAAAUGCUGCAUUGUUGUUUGUUGAAGCAUUUCCUGUUAGAGAUCCAAACUUCACUGCCACUGAAAUGGACAGUGAAAUUCAGAAGCAGUUUGAAGAACUCUAUAACCUUUUAGAAGAUCCUUAUCCACGGGUCCGUUCCACAGGCAUUCUUGGUGUUUGUAAAAUAACUUCUAAAUACUGGGAAAUGAUGCCCCCCACCAUUCUUGUUGACCUCUUGAAGAAAGUCACAGGGGAACUGGCAUUUGAUAUAAGCUCAGCUGAUGUUCGGUGUUCUGUUUUUAAGUGUUUGCCAAUUAUUUUGGACAACAAACUGAGCCACCCAUUAUUAGAACAGCUUUUGCCACCACUCAGGUAUAGUCUCCACGAUAACUCAGAGAAAGUGCGGGUGGCUUUUGUGGAUUUGCUGCUGAAGAUCAAGGCUGUGAGGGCUGCAAAGUUUUGGAAAAUAUGCCCCAUGGAGGACAUUUUGGUUCGCCUGGAAAUGGAUUCUAGGCCUGUGUCUCGGCGCCUGGUGAGCCUCAUCUUCAACUCUUUUCUGCCUGUGAACCAGCCAGAGGAGGUGUGGUGUGAGCGCUGUGUCUCGCUGAUCCAGAUGAAUCGCGCAGCUGCCAGGAGGUUCUAUCAGUAUGCCCAUGAGCAUACCGCCAGCACAAACAUAGCGAAGCUUAUGCACGUCAUCCGCCACUGCUUGAACGCCUGUAUCCAGAGGACUCUGAGGGAGGGCCCAGAGGCCCACAAGGAGUGCGAGAAGGAGAACGCCAGUAUACUAGACAAAACAUUGUCAGUGAAUGACACUGCGUCCAUGGCAGGCUUACUAGAAAUCAUCGUGAUCCUCUGGAAGAACAUCCAUAGAAGCCUGGAAAAUAAUAAAGAGGCCAAAGUUUAUACCAUUAAUAAGUUUGCCUCUGUGCUUCCAGAGUACCUGAAGGUAUUCAAGGAUGAGCACUGCAAGAUCCCAUUGUUCAUGCUAAUGUCCUUCUUGCCAGCCUCUGCUGUCCCUGUGUUCAGCUGUGGUGUGAUUUCUGCUCUGAGAAAUCAGGAGGAGAUUGUUACUGGCAGGAGCUACUGUACCUUGCUCGAUUGUCUCUGUUCCUGGGGGAAAGUGGGGCAUGUCCUGGAGCUCAUUGUGGACUGGCUGCCUACAAUGCCACCUCCAACCAAGAGUAAUUUGUCCUCUAAGCGUGAAGUGCAAAUCAAUGACACAUGCUCAGUGAAACCUGAGAUAGCAUUGUUGUACAUGGAGUAUUUGCUGACCCAUCCGAAGAAUCGAGAGUGUCUGCUGUCUGCACCCCAGAAGAAACUGAACCAGCUUUUAAAAGCACUUGAGGGAUCCAAGGCAGAUCUGGAAUCAUUUCUUCAUUGUCCAAGUGGGAAUCCCCUCAACUUCAACAAAACAACUGCCCUGCACGCCUUUGGUCUGUACUGUAGGAUGAGCGUGCAUCUUCAGUACAAGUUCUGCUCAGAGGAGAAAAUUCAUCUGUCCAUCUUGAAUGACACUGGGUCUUGGUUAGAAAACAAAGUUUUACCUCUUCUUGAAGACCAAGAAGAGGAGUAUCUGAAGCUUCGGAGGGAUGUUUAUCAACAGAUAAUCCAGACUUACUUGGCUGUGUGUAAAGAUGCUGUCAUGGUGGGGCUUGGAGAUCCUAAAUUUCAGAUGCAACUUUUACAGCGGAGUUUUGGAAUAAUGAAAGCAGUGAAGGGAUUUUUUUAUGUUUCAUUACUACUUGGCAUUCUGAAGGAGAUAGCUGGGAACUCCAUGAUUCACGCAACAGAUUCAGAUGAAAAACUUACAGUGCUGUUUGACUUAGUCCAGGAAGUGUUUCAGAAGAUGUUGGAAUGUGUUGCCUGUAUCUUCAAGAAGCAGCCUGAAGAAAGUCUGCUGCUCUUUCAUUCUGUUCACACCCCUCUUCAUGAGUUCAUCUCCAUUAUCCAGUCCUGGCAUAAGGACACCGCAGUGCACCAUGCUGUGCUCUCUACUCUGAUUGCUGCACCUGUGGUUGAAAUAAGUCACCAGCUGCAGAAGGUUUCUGAUAUAGAAGAGCUGACCUCCCCUCAAUGUCUAGCUGACCUUCCUCCAUUUUCAAGGUGUUUAGUGGGAGUAAUAAUGAAGUCUCCGGAUGUGGUCAGGUCAUUUUUGGAUGAACUAAAGGCAUGUGUAACUUCUGGUGACAUUGAAGGCAUUGUGUGCCUCACAGCUGUUCUGCAUAUGAUUUUGGUUAUUAACAAAGGUAAACACGUAAGUGCAAAGGCUAAGGAGGUUGCAGCAACUGUGAACAGAAAGCUGAAGACCUUCAUGGAGAUCACUUUGGAAGAGGAUAGCCUUGAAAGAUUCCUGUAUGAGUUAUCAAUGCGAACUCUGGGACAAUUUCUGAAUUCAUGACAAAACCACCAUCUCUGGGUGUGUAGAAAUAGAGAAAGACUCAUGAAAGUGAAAUGUAUGUAUAUCUUCCUUGCUUUUUUUUUUUUUCCAUCAGACUAAGCCUGGAGGCCUGAGUCUGUAAGGCCCACAGCCAGGUCUGUUGGUACCCAAAGAUGGAGACCAGUACAUACAGCACUGGUGUUCUACCAUACACAGUGUGCCUUUAACCAACUGGCAGAGAUGGAGAGUGCUAAAAAUCAUGUGAGCAAAAGACUGGCAAGCACCUCACUACUCUUCCCCAGAAGACCUGGCAAAGCUUAUGGAAACUGUGGCAUGGGCAACUCUUAUAUUCCUUGGCCAUGACUUACCCAUUAUUUAUUAUUUGUUAUGAAAUUCUCCUGGAGCAGAUUUCUCUUUGGCCUUUCAGCAGGGAUAUCAUUAGCCCACACAGGACCUUUCUUCAAAUGGUGAAAAGAAUCACUUCAUCAAAGUAUUUCACUGCCAUCUGUUGUACAGUUGUAAUAAAUACACAGAAUAUAUAGCACUGAUAAGAAGUAUCUGCGUACUCCAUUGCACUUGGGCUCAGCUCAACUCUUAAAUCUGAGCUAUAACUUACAUUUUAGCCCUACUCUAAAGGCAGCAGCCUCCUUCUACAAAAGGCAUUCAGAUCCGAGAAGACUCCUCGUUUGCGUGUCACUGUGUACCAUGCACAGUCAGGGACAGAGCAGACAUUAAGAAUAAACAAAAACAAAACAAAAAACCCAAAACCCUACCAAAGUGGAAGUGAAUUGAGGAAAGCCUGGGUUAGGAGCGAGUUGCCACCUAGAAAUGAUUGACGUAUCUCAUGCUACAGUGAAGUGUUGCUCAGUGAAUGCAUGAGCCCAGUUGCCUCUGUUUUCCCUUUGUAGGUUGCUGGCAGAGGAACAGGCCAUUUUCUGCAUUGAUUAUUGAAAAGUAAGCAGAGAACUCAAGAGUUAUAGGAGUGCCCUGGUCCUGUAUAAAUGAUAUGAAAGAGAAAAAGGAUCUUGUUAAAAAAAUGACAUAAUAUGCAACCAUGCCUAGGCAAUAACAACAAGUUCAUGUCCUUUGUCUAAAAAUGCUAGAAGCCAUGGCACCAGCACCAUGGUAGAAGAAUCUUCUGAGCCUCAGGGCAAUACUAGGCUUCUUCUAUAAUACUUCUGUAACCUAUGUUACCCCCUCAGUACCCUUUCCCCAGCAAAGACUUUGGCAAGUAGGGUAGAGAGCUCAGGGAUGACUGACUGCACUGGUGAUGGAGGAGGGCCUCAGCAGGUGGGAAAGGAAAGGUAGCCAGAUAAGGUUGAGGAUUUGACAUCACACAGGAUUAGACAGUUGAAGAAGUUGAACCAGUUUGUCUUGCAGACAUCUAUAAAGACAAAUGCAACAAGGAUAUUCGGGAAGUUGGCAAACUAACAGGACUUGACUUUUAAUGAUAUACCUCUGGAUGUAAUAUGCUGCUGAGAGGAUCAUUAGCAUAGUGAGAAGAAUUUACAUUAUGACAUAGCAUGACUUGCAAUUUACUGAAGACCAAUAAUAGUAACUAAACUGUUAGUUGCACUUUUGACAUCAUGACCAGAUCAUCAGUGAGGGACAGAUUCUCCAGGAAGUUGGCUUUGUGAUUACUGAGACAAGAAGAACAGCUACCACAAGAACACAGAACCUUCAGUGUGAUGUGCUUCAGAGAAGACUCCAUAGACACACAUACACAGAAGACCUGACUAUUGACCAAAUUACAGGGUUGGCUUUUUGUUUUUGCUUGUAGCCAAGUAAACAAGAAGCCACUGGGUACCCUCCAAUGCUUCGGACUUUUAAAAAUAAUCGUAAUUGGAUUGUUUUAGUUCUCUUAUUUUUGUGAGGUGGUUGGUUGUAUUGAAGAAAGAAG